AUGGGUGACAACAAUUGGGAGAAGUUCCAGGUUUGGCUGGAUGAAGAUCCCGACAAGGUGAUUCAUCCGGUGAACCCCAACGAAGGCAGAGAAGCCGCUGUCGCAGGGCCUGAGAGCAACAUCCACAAGGCAUAUUCUUGGAAGAUCUCCGGGAUGCGCCAGCAGGCACGCCUGAUCAACGAGGAGCAGUACAAAACGCUCAGUGAGGCCAGUGAGGCCGGUGAGGACUCGAUUGACUCAAUGGACUACCUCGUUGCCUUCGGCGGCGACUACGUUCCUGAGGGAGUUACUGAUCCAAAAGACAUCUCGCAGAUGCCGGUGGCGAAUCUCAACUCUGGGUUGGAGGGAAGUCCUGGAGACAAGUACCGCAUCCGCCUGUACGUGCAGGGAAAGUACAAGCGCCUUGAGUGGUGCAAAGCAAGGGGAGUAGAUGCCGUCGCCCCACUCGGCCGCAGGCGAUUUGCUCACAAGUUCGCGAUCAUUGGUGAUCACAGCUAUUGGACCUUCGAGGAUAUGCAGGCAUCAAAUUGUGUGGACUCUGCAUCCACGGUCAUUCUUGCAGAGUGCAUCCCGCAGAAGAGUGGCACAUGCAUGCACUUGUUGGGAGAGAAUCACUCAUUUCCAUACACGAUCAGAGUUCUUUCGGAGUACCUUCAGAGUACUGUCAGAGACUUCUGUUCUCGUGCUUUUGCCUGGUAUGGCUUCAUGGGUGUGGCUCCAUGCUGCAGCGUGGAACCUGCUGCCAAGGAGCCGGCCAACUCAGCGAGCUCAGCGAGCUGGGGCAAGAACAGCGCGCCUUCGGGGAAUUCGGUGAACGCCGAGGAGGAGCUCCUGGAGAGGCUGCGCCUGGCACUGAAGGACGCGCGUCUUCGUCUCCGGGAUUUGCCGGAGGUGAGCUCCCCCGAAUUUCCGAAGCUCCUCCAGGAGCUCGGCUUCCCGUUGGCUUUGGAGCGUGUGAAGAUUGCCAAAGCUGUCGCAGCCCUCACAGCCCUUCGUGACCGCAACGAGGCAAAGGAUGGUGAUGGGGAUGCCACUGAUGCCAAUGAUGCCAAUGAUGCCAAGUUCGACACGUGGCAAUAUCAUGAGAUGUCAAAGGGUCAAAAGGCUGAAGCCAAAUCCAUGGUGAAGGACUUCGUCAAAGCCAUGGUUCAUGGCCGGUCUCUUCAACGACUGAGCAUGGACUCAGGCGAACUUCAAGAUGUCCAGGUGUCAUUGAACAAGAAGGUAGAUCGGCUAACUAUUGAAGCUGGUGCGGGCUACCCUGUUGUUGCGGAUCUUUGCGACAUACUCGACGUCGUGCCCUUGGAGCCGGACCUGACAGUCAUGGUCAAAACUUGCGAGUCCGAAACAUGCCUGCUCUUCUCAACCGUGGAGGAGCGUGACGCUUUCACGAACGCCUUGGGCAUCUUGUCGCAAGUGGCGCAGCGGGGGAAGCCCCAGAAUGACGGCUCGAGUCGCUGA
Symbiodinium natans is the source of this 1461-nucleotide messenger RNA. NCBI's taxonomy places the organism in Eukaryota, Dinophyceae, Suessiales, Symbiodiniaceae. The record is from the annotation of a GenBank genome assembly.